ACACAGCUGCGGACAUUAUUUAUUAUUUUGAAACGUGAAAUUUCGAUUGGUUUUUCUCACGUCAAAUUUACUUUUUGUACCGUUCGCCAUAUAACCAUAAGGGUAUUACAUUCUCACAUUCUCUGUUUUGAUCCGAUCAGCAAUCAAAUUUCAGCCAAUAGUUAAUUACUUUUUAGGUGUUUCUUUUAAUAUGCUUAUCUGAAGAUAUUUGCCCUUUCAAAAUCAAAUCGGAGCAAAAAAAAAAUUUUUUCCACUUACCACAAGUAGAUAGAUGUGUAAAUUAACGCCUCCCCUAUAUAAUUUUCUUAUAUAAACCAAUCGAGUUACCAUAAAAAAUUGAAAAGCAUUUAUUUCAAAUUAUUUGCUUUAAAGGGGUUAACUCAUAGUCAUGAAAUUUUCGCACUCAAUUCAAUUUAAUUCAGUCCCUGACUGGGCUGACCAUUACAUUGCAUAUUCAAAUCUCAAAAAACUUAUCUAUCAAAUCGAAAGAGAUAUUUUUUCUCCAAAUGCUGUUCGAAAUGAUACUGAGGCAGCAAAUUUGGAGUCCGAAGAGUCUCCAUUGUUGAAUAAUAAGACUCGUGCAAAUGCAAUAUUUAUGCCUGCACUUGAUAAAGAACUCGCAAAAAUUAAUGCUUUUUAUUUAAAUAAAGAAAAAGAAUUAAUUGAAGAAGUUAGUAGAUUAAUUUCAGACAUCGCUGUAUUUGAAAAUCUUGAAGAUAAUGUAAGUAUUCGCAGUAAUUCUAUAGCUUUGAGCAGAUCUUUUCAGUCUGGAGAAGGAUCACAUCCACGUAGAAGACGUUCUAAUUCUCAACUUAGAAGAAAUAGAUCUACCUCUGAUGCUGCUGUAUCAUUCGUGAGCAGUGAUGAUGACGAUGAAGAAUUUAAUUAUUCACAUCAAACAGAUGGUGCAAGAAAUUCAACUGAUACUGACGUGAUGGAUAAUCGACUUUCUUAUUUAUGGGCUCCAUCGUCACUUGAGGAACAGAGAAUACGAUUAAAGAAACGCACAAUUGAACUUUUCGUUUGGUUGUCAGAACUUAAAUCAUUUGUUUCUCUUAAUUAUACGGGUUUUUCAAAAAUUUUGAAAAAAUAUGAUAAAAUAACUAAUAGUAAUAUUAAACUUAAAUCAACUUAUCUUAAUAAUGUUGUUAGUGAAUCUUAUCCAUUUAGACAGUCUAAUCGUCAAAAGGUUGAGGAAAAAAUUUCUAAAGUUCAAGAAAUUUAUGCAAACUUAUGUACUAAUGCUAAUAUGGACAUUGCUAUUAGUGAGCUCAAAGCUCAUUUGAGAGAGUUCAUAGUUUGGGAAAGGAAUACAAUUUGGAGGGAUAUUAUUGGUUUAGAAAGAAAAUCUCAUGCUGUUGGAAUAAAAGAACCAGUUACUAUAGAUCAUUCUGUAGGUAAAGGGUCUAAUAUUACAACACCUUUUGGUGAGGUUAAUGUAUCAAACACCUUCUGGAAGAACAUCUCUCUUAUGUUAAUAUUUAUUGGUGUGUUCAUCUUCCUACUAAAUAUACGUUUGUUCGAAGGAGUAGAAGAAAAUAAUUGUUUUGCAUUAUUGGCAUUUGCAAGUUUAUUAUGGGCAACUGAGGUUAUACCACUUUUCGUUACUUCACUUUUAGUUCCUUUGUUGGUUGUUUGUUUACGAGUUUUACGUGAUGGUGAUGAACGUCUUUCAGCACAUGAUGCAACAAAAAGCAUAUUUCAAGCCAUGUUUUCACCGGUUAUUAUGUUACUUUUGGGAGGUUUUGCUAUCGCGGGCGCAUUAAGCAAAUAUCAUAUUGCUAAAAUGUUGGCAACUUACGUAUUGUCUAAAGCUGGAACAAAACCUAGUUUUGUACUUUUAGCAAAUAUGUUUGUCGCAACUUUUGCAAGUAUGUGGAUAAGUAAUGUUGCUGCACCAGUAUUGUGUCUUUCAAUUAUUCAACCAAUCCUUAGAAAUUUACCACCUAAUAAUUCUUUUGGACGUUGUCUAAUUCUUGGAAUUGCAUUAGCUUCAAACGUUGGAGGAAUGGCGUCUCCGAUAUCAUCACCUCAAAACAUUAUCGCAAUUGAAAAUAUGAACCCAUAUCCUACAUGGGGUCAAUGGUUUUUCAUAGCAAUUCCUUUGUGUAUCAUUAUUGAUAUUUUGUUAUGGAUCUUACUUCUUUGGAAUUAUGAACAAAGGAAAAGUUCUUUAAUGAUCCAUCCGAUCAGAUCUUCUAAAGAUCCUUGGACUGGAACACAAAUAUUUGUAAUCAUAGUAACAGUGGCCACUAUUUUACUUUGGUGUGUAGAAAAAAGUAUGGAAGAUUUUAUCGGUGAUAUGGGAGUCAUCGCUAUUGUGCCAUUGGUUUUAUUCUUUGGUACAGGCAUUCUCACCAAAGAAGAUUUCAACAAUUUCUUAUGGACCGUAAUCAUACUUGCUAUGGGUGGUAUAGCUCUUGGUAGGGCUGUACAUAGUUCAGGGUUAUUACACACUAUUGCCAAGAGUAUACAAAACGAAAUUGGUGAUCUACAUCCAUGGCACGUUUUGGUUAUAUUCUCCGUACUUGUGCUUGUAGUAGCAACGUUUAUUAGCCACACUGUUGGUGCUUUAAUUAUUCUACCUAUUGUUGCUAAAGUCGGUGAACGAUUAAGCGAUUCACAUCCAAACCUACUUGUUAUGGGAUCAGCAUUCAUGUGUUCAGCAGCCAUGGGCUUACCAGUCUCAGGAUUCCCAAAUAUGAAUGCAAUUAUGAUGGAAGACGAAAUGGGAGUAAGAUAUUUAUCAGCAAUUGAUUUUAUAAAAUCGGGUAUCCCGGGAUCAGUUCUUGCAAUGCUUUGUGUUGUCACGAUCGGUUAUGUAUUAAUGUCGAUUGUAGGAUAUUAACAAAUUAUAAUAUUAUUUAAUAUAUAAUAAUAAUUAUAGUGUAACGGAAAGCUAUAUAUAGAUUGAUCUACAAAUUAUAAUUUUAAUAUUACUUUAAAGGUAGAUUUAAAGUUCAGUUUCUUUGUAUAUAUAAAUGAGAUACUUUUUUUUUUUCCUUUUAAAAAAAAAUUUUUUUUAAAAAAA
Messenger RNA from Rhizophagus irregularis DAOM 181602=DAOM 197198, 3031 nucleotides. RefSeq lists its product as uncharacterized. Gene Ontology annotation, biological process: polyphosphate metabolic process; phosphate ion transport; transmembrane transport. Gene Ontology annotation, molecular function: phosphate transmembrane transporter activity. Lineage: Eukaryota; Fungi; Glomeromycota; Glomeromycetes; Glomerales; Glomeraceae. The record is from RefSeq and is a predicted model, not a curated record. Gene Ontology annotation, cellular component: membrane.